Molecule: messenger RNA, 1590 nt
Organism: Colletotrichum godetiae
Lineage: Eukaryota; Fungi; Ascomycota; Sordariomycetes; Glomerellales; Glomerellaceae
Product: fructosamine kinase
Exons: 3
Coding region: 136-1104 (322 amino acids)
Source: RefSeq, a predicted model, not a curated record
GCUUCUACGUCACUCAGAGCUCACCUGACGGUCUGAGCUGGUGGCAUGUAAUUGAGCUUGAGAGCUUACUUACGAAUCGCACAAACCAUCCUCCUGCCUACCUAGACUUUACCAGACCAAUGUUCUAUAUCUAAUAUGACACCAAAUGUAGAUCCAGCCAUCCUCGAUGCCCUCCAACUUGAUCCUGAACAAACCAAAAUCGCGUCCCAUGGCGGCUCCGGCUUUGCAUCAUCUUUCAAACUCGCGACCGUCAUCGAUGGUCAGCCCACCAACUUCUUCGUCAAGACAGGCUCUGGGAAAGAUGCCGAAGUCAUGUUCAGAGGCGAACAUGAAUCGCUAAACGCAAUCCACAACGCCGUGCCGAAUUUCUGCCCAAAGUCGCACGCCCACGGGCGGUACCAGUCGUCACCGGGCAAAUACUUUCUAGUCACAGAUUUCUUGGACCUGGGAUCCUCGGCCUCUGGCGGCUCCGGCCUGUCACUAGCCGCGAAGCUCGCCAAGAUGCACACAACCCCGGCGCCUGUCCCAGAGGGGUUUGAUAGGCCCAUGUACGGCUUUCCCGUGAGCACUUGCUGCGGCUCUACGCCGCAGGAGAACGCGUGGAAGGAGACGUGGGCCGAGUUUUAUGCCGAGAAUAGGCUGCGCGGCGUCUUGCGCGCGGGGAUCAGGAAUAACGGUGCGGAUGGGGAGUUGUCUGAGGCUGUGGAGGCCGUUGCGAGCCGGGUCGUUCCGCGGUUGAUUGGCGAUGACCGCGUUAAGGGGAUCAAGCCGGUGGUGAUCCACGGGGAUCUAUGGAGCGGGAACCACGGCCGGGGCCAGAUUGCCGGUCAGGGCGGCGCGGAGGAGGUUGUCUACGAUUCAUCGGCCGUGUAUGGGCAUGCUGAGUAUGAGCUGGGCAUCAUGAAGAUGUUUGGUGGCUUCGGAAGCGGUUUUUGGAACGAGUAUAACAAGCUUGUGCCAAAGGCGGAACCGUUAGAGGAAUGGGAUGACCGAGUUGCACUCUACGAGUUAUAUCACCACCUCAACCACUAUGCAAUAUUUGGUGGAGGGUACCGCGGAGGCGCAAUGGGCAUCAUGAAGAAGUUGAUUUCAAAGUAUGGCUGAAUCAAUUGAACUUUACCGAGUAGUACCAUGGCGUUGGGAAGAUUGGUUUGAGCUGGGAGGAAUUCCACAUUUAAAGCCGGCCCGCGCCGGUGGGAACCAUGAACUUUGUAUUAGCGGCCAACCGAAAUGACUGACAGCUCUUAGUUUCAGGGACGGGAGCGCUGGAUGGAUACGGCCGCCUCAUUGUAAUUCUAAAACCUCGUGACAGAGUUCCCAAUUUGAUUUCUAGUUAUCAUUCAUCAUAACUAGUCCGCUAUUCAACGGAGAUACCUCACAUGGUCGUGGUCACGCCGUCUGAUGUUUUUUUUUUCUUUUUUGACGGGAUUCUGGAGAGGUGCCAGUGGAGGAUUCACAUGCCAGGGGUUGCCCUGAGACCGAGCCUGUUCUGGCCACACGUUGGGAAGUUGGGGGGGGAAGCAGCAGCACGGACCAACCAUUCAUCCGGCGCAAUUGCACUCUGGGCACACAGCAAAGCCACGGGGGGCA